UCAAAAUUCUAAAAAUUUCGUGUCUUCACUCACUCAGUGUUUAGACAGCAACCUUACUGUAUCGUUCAGUAUUCUAAAUCUUCAAAAUGAAUUUCAUUACCGUUUGUGUAAUUGUGUGCGCAAUUGCGCUGAAUUUUUCUUUUGAUUUUGUAAAUCCGCAAACACGUCCAGAAAAUAAUGUCGCAAAUAGUUUUCUAAAUCGGGAUUCUGACAAUGAACGCUAUAAGAGCUUCUCUCCUGUCAAUGCUGAAAACUAUUACAUCAAACAUGCCCGUACUCCAUGUGCUGACAUUGAUCGAGACGAUCAAAACUUUUCUGUUGCUAAUUUUGAAAGCGACCUGAAUCAGCAAUACAAUGAAUCAGUCGCAAGAAUUAUAGUACCGUGGUUGAAUUGCAGUUUGAACAUCCAAGGAUUUGAUGUCCCAGCAGUAGAUCUAUUUUCAAAUGACAGACAUCGUAAAGUACAACCUGCAAGCAGAAAACGUAAAUGCCUUUUGGAUUGCACGUUACGUAGAAUGGGUGUGAUGACUGACGCUGGCCUUGACGAGACAGAAUAUAUGGUGCAGAUCAAGCAACUUCGGUUCAAUUACACAUCAUUCGAUAUAAACGAAAAAUCGAAUGAAACGAAACAGAAGAUAUUGGACACGAUCUUAAAACAAACCCUUAGUCGUGCCAAACUGGAUAAUUGCCACUCAAACAAUUCACAGCGUUUCGCCGAUAAUCCAAGUCUGUAUCGUAGCAUUUGCUACGACCUCAUAGAGUCAUAUGCACUAGCUGCUCGUAACUGCGAUCGGUAUGUAACGAUUCUACUGAAUUAAUGGAGUGAAAUGACAACAAAAAAACUUUUUCCAGAUGUGAAACAUCAUGGAUGAUUCUGAAGUGUAUGAACGAAGACCAUUGGAAGAGGUCUUUUAUCGGACCAUUUUAUCCAGUUCCGUUUACUAAAGAAACGUAUAAGGUGAUCAGAGGUGCCGCUCACGUCUCUCGAUGACCACCGAACAUUAGCUAAUUUUAUCCACGCGGAUGAGUCUGAUGUAAAUUGACACAAAAGUUUUGAUUUGAAAUAACUUUGAAUUCGUUCUGAAUAAAUAUUCUAUUUGUUGAUGUUACAAU
Molecule: messenger RNA, 1113 nt
Organism: Bradysia coprophila
Lineage: Eukaryota; Metazoa; Arthropoda; Insecta; Diptera; Sciaridae
Molecular function (GO): odorant binding
Source: RefSeq, a predicted model, not a curated record